CUCACGUUCUAUAUGGAGGAUGCCACGGUGACGACAUACACAACGUAGCGACAAUAUGCUUUGCGUAAGCAAAAACAACUUGUAUCGCCUCUGAAGAGCGGACACUCAUACAUAUGCCCAGGCUGCUCUGUGUCGUGAACGUGAUUGGCAUAGGGACCGGUCAUCUCAACGAGUUCCUUGAAAUCUGGACAAUGUGGCUGCCGCAGAAAGCGACGGUGGCGAAGUCUUUUCUCGCACUUUACGAGACAUACCCAGCUUCGUCACCCUUCCCAACUCGAACCAUGGCGAUUCAACUAUGCUCUCCCCUAUUGACGGAUACUGCCUUGAUGACUUCGUUGAUAGUGAUGCCGCGGCCGACGGACGGAACCGGCCGUCGUACAAAGAACCGUCAUUAUCAACUGCUCAGAACAACUGUCACGGUCCAGCCUGAGCUUUAUUUGCAAGAUGUGAUUCGCCGCGGAUGUUCAAUAAAAUCGUGGCGUGGUGGCGGGAGCCUCACGAACCAGCGUUUGAUGCAGUAUAUAUAGAUUAUGUGUACUAUUCCAUGUUACUAUAGGAUUCUUUAUUCUCGCAGUGUGUGAGCGGCGGC
Molecule: messenger RNA, 589 nt
Organism: Fomitopsis serialis
Lineage: Eukaryota; Fungi; Basidiomycota; Agaricomycetes; Polyporales; Fomitopsidaceae
Exons: 4
Coding region: 114-527 (137 amino acids)
Source: RefSeq, a predicted model, not a curated record